Aphanomyces invadans is the source of this 636-nucleotide messenger RNA. RefSeq lists its product as hypothetical. Lineage: Eukaryota; Oomycota; Saprolegniomycetes; Saprolegniales; Verrucalvaceae. The coding region runs from base 1 to 636 and encodes 211 amino acids. The record is from RefSeq and is a predicted model, not a curated record. The transcript has a single exon.
AUGCAGCCCCAGACACACUCAUCAGACGUGGUGUCACCGCAGCACCAGUGCUACUUCAACGACUGCACAGCCGCGGCCCUGGACGGCGCGACAAAGUGCCAUUUCCACCGCCACCGCGGGUGCUGCGCCGUCACUGACUGCCGGAACCAAGUGUACGCGAGGCAGCUGUGCGUGAAACAUGGAGGAAAGCGACAAUGUGCAAUGCCCAAUUGCACCGCCAACUCCCGCGUUGGCAACCUGUGUUCCCGCCACACCACAGUGAGCCUGAAAAAGACGUGCUCCGAGCCAGGCUGUACCAAGCAACCCCGCGCGCUCGGGCGUUGUGUGACCCACGGAGGCGGAAAGAAGUGCGCAUCCCCCGGGUGUACCUCGAAUGCGCGGUUGACCAACCACUGUCCGCGGCACCGACGCCUUCUUGACCAAGCCAACCACGACAAACCGGCGGCAACACCUGCGACGUACCAUUGCCAAGCGGCCAAAUCCGCCCCCUUUGACUUUACUCCAAAGCUCGAGUACUCCAUCGACCCGAUCUGGACGACCAUCGACUCGCCGACCGACUUCGACGCCGCCGUGCAUUGGGCCCUCGACAGCGAUUGCCUCGAGGUCCUCAGAUGCUUGGACACAAUCGAAAUGUAA